AUGCACACGACGGUGAUGCUAUACUUGGUCACGUUGACGACGGUGUUGCAAACCGCGACAGCGGCGGAUUUAGUGACGAUUCGAGUGUACGAGCCGCACGUGGCGUCCGUGCUUUACGCGCUCGCAGGGUCGCUCCACUUCCGCGAAUCAACCUGGUGGACCCGUCCAAAGUCAUAUCGUACACCGUCAUUUGUGAUCUUGUACUGCUUUGUGUCGCCGCUCAUCCUCCUCAUCCGCAACACCCAAGCCAAGACGUCGCUCGUGAAUCUCGCGGACGCGAUCGUUUGCUUAACGCUGUCGUGUGGCCACCCGUUUGCAGCGGUCACGAUCCAGCUCGUCGAGUAUAUCCUGCUCAACCCCAACCUCGGCAAUGAUAACUUGUGGUCCACCCAAACGAUUCUUCUCACGCCGCAGCUUGUGCCAUCGACAAAGAUUCACCUCGCAACCAUGCUCGCGCUGCAUGUCGGCACGUACCUCGCCCUUCGACGUGUGAGCGAGAGCGUCCACCACAUUUCCGCGGCGCUCUCGUCGAUGUCAGUGAAAAGCAUGUCUAGCCUCUUCCGCAGCCGAUCUGUCCGCAUUUUCCAAGCGCUUCGGUUGCGGGCGACAAACGCCGACGGAAAAUCGUCCCAUGGCAAGCACGUCAACCUGGCGCACGAAAAGCGAAUCCAUUUACAAGUCAACUUGAUCUUGAACUUUGUCUACUGCCGUGCCAACGCUCGGCCGCUCUUCGAUCUGUCCUGCCACUGCGCCAAUGUCGAUGCCAACUGUGUGGCCUUUGGCAUCACUGACCCCCUCCCGCUGCUCGCCACCGCCACGAUCGGGAGCAAGAUGCUAUCGUUGCAGGUGAGCCGCAAGGUCAUGAUUGUGUUUACAAACAUGACAUCGUGGGACGAUUCGCUGCCACCAAACGUGAACCAUGCGUGGAUCCAUGUCAAGCAGCUCCAUUUGGUCAACGUGAGCUUGCGCGAGGUCCCCCCCGCGCUGCUGGACUUGCCCAAUCUCCAAGAGCUGGACUUGCACAACCAGCCUCCCAUGGACGGAAGACGGCCCAACGACACCACGCGCUCUGACCCUCUUGAGACUCAGCGGCAAUCCAGUGACCCAAGUGCCGUGGGUGUUGGCGGAGAAUGGUGUGGUCGUCGAUCUCAGCGGAGCCUCGAUCCCCUCCUUUCAACCCCUGGACGAAGCUUUGCACGAGGCGAUGGUAAAAUCACGCCAAGUCGUCUUGGAUGGAACGCCCCACUGCUUGAAUCCCUCAUCCUCGCCAACUUGCCGAGUCCUGUGUGCCUCACCAUGGUCAGCGACCAUUACUGCGACUUGGAGUGCUUUACACCGACCUGUGCGUUCGAUUCGGGAGAUUGCGCUGAGUUUGGCAUCACGUACGAGCCAUCGAAUUGA
This is a messenger RNA of Aphanomyces invadans, 1401 nucleotides long. RefSeq lists its product as hypothetical. Bases 1 to 1401 code for a protein of 466 amino acids. Lineage: Eukaryota; Oomycota; Saprolegniomycetes; Saprolegniales; Verrucalvaceae. The record is from RefSeq and is a predicted model, not a curated record. The transcript is spliced from 5 exons.